GCUGCCUGGGGAGGAGGCGCUGCCUUUGUUCCGCCAAGGGUUAACCCGGAUUGUGUCUGUCACCCAGUUGCCCGGAUGCUGAUGUAAGGGGAGAGCUCGAGAGAUCCCUUCAGAUUGCAGAGAGAGGGGAGGCGAAGGACCAGAGCAUCUUGGCUACAGCAGCAUCCUUCAUCCACAGCAGCAUCAGCACCACUGACAGCGGCGGCAGCAGCAGCAGCAGCAGCAGCAACAGCGGCCUUGGCUGGACCAGCUGGAUGAUGCUGGUACCUGGAUUGUAGCAUCCUUCUUCUCCUCCUUUCUCCUUUCUCCUCCUCCUCCUCCUCUCUCCCCCUCCCUUCCUGAUGCCCCCUCCCGUUCAAUCUGCCAGGAUGCCGGCCCCGGCAUUGUCCCUAUAGGGGGGAUAUCAGAGGGGCCUCUCCUCGCCUCUCCCCACCCUCCUCCCCAGUCCCCAACCCCCCAACCCCUCUUGUUUCUUCUUGUCGCUCAGAAGGGUGACAGACAAAAGCCAUGUCCGGUGGCAAAGAAGCAGGUGGGGUCCACCCCUACCAGUCUCCACAGAGCCAGCAGCACGCUCAGUAUGUGGGGCCCUACAGGCUGGAGAAGACCCUGGGCAAAGGGCAGACCGGUCUGGUGAAGCUGGGAGUGCACUGUAUCACAGGGCAGAAAGUCGCAAUUAAGAUUGUGAACCGGGAAAAGCUUUCUGAGUCAGUACUGAUGAAGGUGGAACGGGAAAUUGCCAUUCUGAAGUUGAUUGAACAUCCACAUGUGCUGAAACUCCAUGACGUCUACGAGAACAAAAAAUAUUUAUACUUGGUUUUGGAACAUGUCUCAGGAGGGGAGCUCUUUGACUACCUAGUGAAGAAGGGACGGCUCACGCCCAAAGAAGCCAGAAAGUUUUUCCGGCAAAUUGUUUCAGCAUUGGACUUCUGUCACAGCUAUUCUAUAUGCCACCGAGACUUGAAACCAGAAAAUUUAUUGCUGGAUGAGAAGAACAACAUCCGGAUUGCAGAUUUCGGCAUGGCCUCCCUGCAGGUCGGAGAUAGCCUGCUGGAAACAAGUUGUGGUUCUCCUCACUAUGCAUGUCCUGAGGUGAUCAAGGGAGAAAAGUAUGAUGGACGUCGAGCUGACAUGUGGAGUUGUGGAGUCAUCCUCUUUGCCCUACUGGUGGGGGCCCUACCCUUUGACGAUGACAACCUACGGCAGCUAUUGGAAAAAGUCAAACGUGGGAUCUUCCACAUGCCUCACUUCAUCCCGCCUGAUUGUCAGAACCUCCUGCGAGGCAUGAUCGAGGUGGAGCCUGAGAAGCGGCUCAGUCUGGAACAGAUUCAGAAACAUCCGUGGUUCUUGGGAGGUAAGAAUGAACCUGAGCCAGAGCAGCCCAUUCCUCGGAAGGUGGCAAUCCGGCGGAUCCAGUCGGUCAGCGAACUCGAUCCCGAUGUGCUUGAGAGCAUGCAUUCGCUGGGCUGCUUCCGUGACAAGAACAAGCUGAAGCAGGAGCUGCAGAACGAUGGGGAAAACCAGGAGAAAAUGAUCUACUACCUUCUGUUGGAUCGCAAAGAGCGGUAUCCCAGCUGUGAGGAUGAAGACCUGCCUCCACGCAACGAUGUUGACCCCCCACGGAAGCGAGUUGACUCGCCAAUGCUGAACCGACAUGGAAAGCGCCGACCUGAGCGGAAGUCCAUGGAAGUUUUGAGUGUCACGGAUGGUGGUUCCCCAGUCCCGGCCCGAAGGGCAAUAGAGAUGGCACAACAUAGCCAGAGGUCUCGGUCUGUGAGCGGUGCCUCUACUGGCUUAUCGUCUAGUCCCCUCAGUAGCCCCAGGGUCACCCCCCACCCCUCCCCUCGGGGAAGCCCCCUCCCCACUCCACUCGGCACCCCUGUGCACACGCCCAAAGAGAGCCCCAGCGGCACUCCCGGCGGGACACCCCCAAGCAGCCCUGGCGUGGCCGGCGUGGCCUGGAAGACCCGCCUGAACUCCAUCAAGAACAGCUUCCUUGGCUCCCCGCGCUUUCACCGCCGGAAACUGCAAGUUCCCACACCAGAGGAAAUGUCCAGUCUUACUCCAGAAUCAUCCCCUGAGUUAGCCAAGAAAUCCUGGUUUGGGAAUUUUAUCAACCUUGACAAAGAGGAACAAAUUUUUGUGGUCAUCAAAGACAAGCCCCUGAGCUCCAUCAAGGCUGAUAUUGUACAUGCCUUCCUCUCAAUCCCCAGCCUGAGUCACAGUGUUGUAUCCCAAACAAGCUUCCGGGCCGAAUAUAAGUCGUCAGGUGGCCCUUCCGUCUUCCAGAAACCUGUCAAGUUCCAAGUUGACAUCAGCUACUCCGAGGGUGGGGAGGCGCACAAGGACAGCGGGAUCUACUCUGUCACCUUCACCCUCAUCUCAGGUCCCAGCCGCCGGUUUAAGCGGGUUGUGGAAACGAUUCAGGCGCAACUGCUCAGCACACAUGACCAGCCAUCUGUACAAGCCCUCGCAGGUAAGGAUGAUGAGAAGAAUGGGCAGCAGCCCCGUUUGCCAGGCACCCCAACCCGCAGCUGCCAGCCAUCUCGGCGCUCCGAAUCUGAUGUCUCGUCCGAACACCAUCGACGUGGCUCCAAGGACAAGAAGCUUGUCUCGUCCAAUGGGACUCAAGUCCAGCAAUCCUCACCCCCGUCCCCACAGCAGCCAUGACGUAUGGGGCAGCGGGGCAGUCGAGGAGCAGCCAGGGGGGGAAGCCGCGGAAGGAAGCCCACCCCACCCCCCUGGAAGUAGCUGCACAGCUGCCCCAGAUGGACCGAAGCAGCCAAUGAACCAUGUGGAUGGGUAAAGGCCCUGCUGGAGACGCAGCGGGACGGGGCGGAGGGCGGGGAUUGGUUUGGUCUGAACAGCCCCAUCUCACCCCAGGGCCGGAGAGUUGCCAUCUUGGGAGCAGCCCGUACUGUGAACUUGUAAAUAGUUAACAACAACAACAACAACUAGAAAACAAAAACAAAUCCACAAAAAAAAAACAGAAGGGGGAAAAUAACAUAAAAUGAAAACAAAAUCAAAGAAAAAAUGGCAGACUGAAAAACAAAAAAGGAAACCGAAACGAACUGGAGGAAGAGGAAGAGGAGGAGAAACCGGGCAGGAGCCGGUGAGGGAUGGGGGAUUUAGUCUGAUUCCUUUUGGGGUUGGGGAUGUCUUCAUUCAUGCGCACCCUUUUCACAGGCUCCCUCCUGCUUUCAGUUCGGUCCUUGCCACAAGACAUCCACUUUCUCCUUAUUUUCCUUCUGUGGCCUCUAAGGCACCAACCUUUCUACAGUCUCAUGGCAGCAUCAGCUAAAAUUGCAAGACAGAGCUAGUCAGGUUUCUUGUUGUCGGAGAGGAAUGUCCUUGUUUUUCUCUUUUUUCUGUUUUGAAAAGCUAGGUUUUGUUUUCAAAACAUUUUUGCCAGUAGAGGUUAAAAUUGCAACACUUAUUUAGAGUUCUAGUAACCAUUUUGUCAAAACCAUACUUUUCAAAAUUCACCCCUAAAAUGUUACAAGAGAACCCAUACAAAUCUGAAUAGCAAGCAAAUGGAAAUCCAUGUAACUAUAUUGAAAUUAAAGUAUGUGGUAAAUACAUAAAAGCAAUCUAAUAAAAGCUGACUUUUAGCAGAUUUAAAUCACAAAGUGUGCAAAAUACACUGAAAGCCAGGAUUUUAAUGCAGCGAUAUUAAAAGCGAUCCAGGGCAGAUUUUGUAAAGUGGCAAACAGUUUGCCCAAGAAUAACUGAAAACAUAACAAGAGGAAAAAAUGAGUUUGCAAAGCAGUUCCAAAACAACUUGUUGCCCAUUGCCAUGCAAAAAAGUGUUGGUUCUGGAUAGUUGGGUGCAAUGUUUACACAAGACUUGAGCCGUUUAUUCAAUUGGCCUACUCUGAUUGCAACUAGCAACUGGAUUUCAACUUGAAAGCACAGGAUAGAUAUAAGAAAGUAUUUACAAUACCUAGCUAAACUUUUGAAUUGUGUGUCCUGAGAUAUGAUAUCUCCUCCUACUCAGGUGGCUUAAAAAUCCAUUGAACAGAAUAAUGGAGAAUAGGAAUCAGUGACUAUUAAAUAUUCCCUCUAGCACUCUUGUGUAUUAGUGGCUGGGGAAUAUUAAUGCGAGGAUGCUGUUGUACUCAGGUCCAGUUUUUGGACAUCCAUGAAGACACUGUUCACUGUGUGAAUAGAAUGAUGGAUCGGCUAGGCCUCUUCUUAUAUGCUUAAGGACCUCCAAAAAUCACACUUCCACAAUUCCCUGUCACUUUUAAUAAGAACAAAUCAUGCUGACAAUGUUUUAUAAAUCUUUCAGAAGUGAUAUCGCAUGAGAACAACUCUCAAUAACAGUGGGAAACUAGAAAUAUUGUAAAAAUUAUAACUGGGAUAAACAGGAGGAACUCCAAAUAUUAGUUCACACCCUUGCCCAUUAGAUAAUGUCCUGUUAUGAUUAAAAGCAGAGGAAGUAAAGCGUCUUACAGACUACACGGUUUAUUUUGUUAAUUGAAACCCGCUCUUUCUGAAGUCUGGAGUAUGGCUUUGCAAGUUUUUCUGCCCUACAUUUAUGGAAGGGUGAAGUUGUAACUUGUUACAUAACAUAAACUCAUAUAUACCAUUCAGUUUCAAAAGUUUGAAAAUACGAAAACUCCAAAAACAUUAAUUUAGAAAAAGGAGAGAGAUGUAAAACUCAUUUCUCUUGUUCAUAUCAAGAAGAUAUUUAUUAUUAUUAUUCAAGGGAUUUAAUUCCUAAAAAGAGAAUAGUAAAAUAACACCCAGUUCUAGUCUUCCCCAAACUGCUGUUCUUUGGAUGUGUAAAGCUGCCGUUUCUGUCUUCCGCAGCCAGCAUGGUUAUAGGUUCAGCACUCUGUCGUUUUUCAAAAUCUCUUUUCCUGGCUUGUAAUAAUUCCAUGGAUUUCAUUUACUUGUUGGUAUCAGCCUUUAGCUUCUGACUAGCUCUGUCUCCGUAAUUUUGGUAGCUCUGUCCAAAGGGCUUCAGUAAGUACAUGGCUCAUUUCUCCUUCCAAGCCCUUACUCCUCCCCCCCCCCCCCAAGAUACUGCUUCCACAUGCACAAAGCAGUCUGUCACAUAUUUGUGUGUGUGUGUGUGUGUGUGUAAGUGUUGGCGAUGAGAGACUGUUCAGUUAUCAUUUGAAAGAUUUGUGGCUUUCACAGAAGGCAGAGGCACCCCAUAUAAAUCAGGUAUUGAGAUCUGGGGCCUAAACUUUGACCUGGGCAUCAUCAAAUCACAGGUCUGAGGAAAGGAUUCAUUUUGGACCUUGGAUGACAUUCAAAGGAACAAGUUGUAGGGGAGGCUAGAGCAAUACUGUACAACUAAAAGCAACUGCAGACUUAAAGGCCAAUGGAUAUCUUGGAACAAGAGCCCUUGCCAAAAAAGGCAACCAUGGGAUAAGGUGUGUGUGUGUGUGUGUGAAAUUCAGCAAAGCAAUCCUGCUUCUCUCUCCCAUUUCUCCUCCUCCUCCUUCGUCGUCCUGCUUUGGGUGAGCCUUUUCUCUCGGUUGGGAGGGGUGGCACAAGAUGUGGGCGAUGGCGCAUGCGGGCGUGCACACGAACAGGAGAUAACUGUAUGUAAACCCUCCCCUCCAUCCCAUUUUUUUCUGGACUUGUGUCUGUCUGAACCCCUCCCUCUUUUGUGAACCCAACCGCAUCAUGCACACACACAAACCACAUCCCACUGCCCAUCUCCUCCCCGUCCCUCCAUCUGAUUGUCCAGCCCCCUCCUAUGUCCUGUCAUCUCCGGGGUCUAAUUAUUGCUCAGAAGAAGAAAAAAUACAAUCACUCAAAAGUU
This is a messenger RNA of Anolis carolinensis (green anole), 5779 nucleotides long. RefSeq names its product BR serine/threonine kinase 1 (gene brsk1). Lineage: Eukaryota; Metazoa; Chordata; Lepidosauria; Squamata; Anolidae. The record is from RefSeq and is a predicted model, not a curated record. Gene Ontology annotation, molecular function: ATP binding; protein serine/threonine kinase activity; tau-protein kinase activity. Gene Ontology annotation, cellular component: cytoplasm. Gene Ontology annotation, biological process: microtubule cytoskeleton organization; intracellular signal transduction; protein phosphorylation. The transcript has 19 exons. The coding region runs from base 508 to 2667 and encodes 719 amino acids.